GUGCUCUUAGCCGAGCCGCAGCCUCGUCUUGGCCCUGGCCCCACGCCGGUGCUCCAUGGUGGUUGAGGGGCAGCGUUCUGCUGCGGCGCGGGGAGGCGGCGGCGGCGGCGGAGGAGGAGGAGGAGGAGGAGGAGGAGGAGGAAGGCAUGGCCGCCCAGGGGGACAGCUGCAGCGUCAAGGUGGCAGUGAGGAUCCGUCCUCAGAUGCCAAAAGAGAAGAUCGAAGGAUGUCAUAUCUGCACAUCCGUGACGCCUGGCGAGCCCCAGGUACUCCUGGGAAAGGACAAAGCCUUUACUUACGACUUUGUCUUCGACCUGGAUACUUGGCAGGAACAGAUCUACACCACAUGUGUGAACAAGCUCAUCGAGGGCUGCUUCGAGGGGUACAAUGCCACUGUGUUGGCGUAUGGCCAGACAGGUGCAGGUAAGACUUACACCAUGGGCACUGGCUUUGACGUGAACAUUACGGAAGAGGAAAAUGGCAUAAUUCCACGGGCUAUUGCACACCUCUUCAGUGGCAUAGAGGAGCGCAAGCGGGCAGCACAGGAGCAGGGUGUGACAGCCCCAGAGUUCAAAGUCAGUGCGCAGUUCUUGGAGCUAUAUAAUGAAGAGAUCCUGGACCUCUUUGAUAGCUCACGGGACCCUGAUUCCCGCCAUCGGAAGUCAAACAUCAAAAUCCACGAGGAUACCAGUGGUGGUAUCUACACCACAGGUGUCACAUCACGUCUCAUUGGCUCGCAGGACGAGCUGAUUCAGUGCCUGAAGCAGGGAGCUCUAUCCCGAACCACAGCCAGCACCCAGAUGAAUGUCCAGAGCUCCCGCUCCCACGCUAUCUUCACCAUCUACCUUUGCCAAAUGCGUGUCUGCUCCCCUGUACACUUGGUGAAUGGAGACACAAACAGUCUCCUGGAGGGAUCCCAGCCUACCAGCGAGUACGAGACGCGAACUGCGAAAUUCCACUUUGUUGACCUCGCUGGCUCAGAGAGGUUGAAGAGGACUGGUGCAACGGGCGAGAGAGCCAAAGAAGGAAUCUCCAUCAACUGUGGUUUGCUAGCACUGGGGAAUGUCAUCAGUGCCCUUGGGGAUCAGAGCAAGAGAGCCUUGCACGUGCCCUACCGAGAUUCAAAGCUGACCCGGCUCCUCCAGGACUCCCUUGGCGGCAACAGCCAAACCAUAAUGAUCGCCUGUGUGAGCCCUUCAGACCGGGAUUUUAUGGAGACUCUGAAUACUCUGAAGUACGCCAAUCGAGCUCGCAACAUCAAGAACAAAGUGGUGGUGAAUCAGGAUAAGACCAGCCAGCAGAUCAGUGCUUUGCGAGCUGAAAUCGCUCGUCUCCAGAUGGAGCUCAUGGAGUACAAAGCGGGUAAGCGCGUCAUUGGAGAGGAUGGCUCCGAAGGCUACAGUGACCUGUUCCAAGAGAAUGCCAUGCUGCAAAAGGAAAACACCACUUUGCGAAUGCGGGUGAAGGCCAUGCAAGAGGCUAUUGACGCGAUCAACGUCCGGGUCACCCACUUGAUGAGCCAGGAAGCCAACCUGAUUCUUGCCAAGGCAGGUGAUGGGAAUGAGGCUAUUGGUGCUUUAAUUCAGAACUACAUCCGGGAAAUUGAGGAGCUCAGAACAAAACUCUUGGAGAGCGAAGCCAUGAACGAGUCACUGCGUCGCAGUCUGUCGCGGGCUUCCUCCAGGCUUCCUUAUUCCCAUGGCUUGUCUCCAGGGCCUGGGUUGGGAACUCCAAAUAACUCUGUCACCUCUGUGGAGGCUGAGGCCUUGGAAGUCCUCCAGUGUGCCAAGCAAGAUGUAGAACGGCUGAAGAAGGAGACUAAACAGCGAAGGAAAAGCCCAGAGAAAGAAGGGUUUAAGAAGAGGUUGAGGCUGCAGCAGGGAAAUGAGGUAGAUGAGACGGAUGAGAAUGAGGUGGAAGAGGAGGAACGGGAUGAGAGUGGCUGUGAGGAAGAAGGUGGCCAGGAGGAGGACGAAGAAGAUGAUUCAGGAAGUGAAGAAAGCUUGGUAGAUUCUGACUCAGACGUUGAAGAAAAGGCAGCAAAUUUCCAGGCUGAUUUGGCUGACCUGACCUGUGAGAUUGAGAUCAAACAGAAACUAAUAGAUGAGUUGGAGAACAGCCAACGACGCCUACAGACCCUGAAACACCAAUAUGAGGAGAAGCUUAUUCUACUGCAGAACAAGAUCCGUGACACCCAGCUAGAGAGGGACAGGGUCCUGCAGAAUCUCAGUUCCAUGGAAUGCUACACAGAGGAGAAGGCCAACAAGAUCAAAGCAGACUAUGAAAAACGUCUAAGGGAGAUGAAUAGGGACCUGCAGAAGUUGCAGGCAGCCCAGAAGGAACAUGCUCGCCUCCUCAAGAACCAGUCUCGAUAUGAGCGAGAACUGAAAAAACUGAAUGCAGAAGUGGCAGAGAUGAAGAAAGCUAAGGUGGCGCUGAUGAAACAAAUGCGUGAGGAGCAGCAGAGACGGAGACUGGCAGAAACCAAGAGGAACCGGGAGAUUGCCCAGCUGAAGAAGGAGCAGCGUAGGCAAGAGUUUCAGAUUCGAGCGCUGGAAUCUCAAAAGCGGCAGCAGGAGAUUGUACUGCGCAGGAAAACCCAGGAGGUCUCUGCUCUGCGCCGUCUGGCCAAACCCAUGUCUGACCGGGUUGCAGGGAGGAUGAACCAGAAGCAAGCCAUGCUGGACUCAGGUGCUGAGGUCUCCACCAGCACCACCUCCUCAGACCCAGAAUCUGGUUCUCGUUCUGUCUCCAGCAUCGUACGCCAGUGGAAUCGGAAAAUCAACACCUUUCUGGGAGACUCUCCUUCUUCCACAAACGGGGCUCGAACCAUCAGGAAGAAGUUCCCAAAGAAAGGGGCGAACCAGACCUUCAGUAAGACAGCCCGCCUGAAAUGGCAAUCGCUGGAGCGUCGUGUCUUUGACAUUGUCAUGCAGAGGAUGACGGUUAUCAACCUGGAAUCGGAUAUGGAGCGGCUCAUCAAGAAACGUGAGGAGCUGUCGCUGAUGCAGGAGAUGCUUCUAGGGAAGAGGGAGAAACUGCAGACAGAGAACACCGAAGAGCUGAAGGGUCUGCAGGAGCUGAAUGAGGAGAUUGAAGUGCUGGCUGCCAACAUCGACUACAUCAACGACAGCAUCUCUGACUGCCAGGCCACCAUCAUGCAAAUUGAGGAGACCAAGGAAGAAUUGGAUUCUACUGACACCUCUGUGGUGAUCAGUUCCUGCUCCUUGGCUGAAGCACGGCUCUUGUUGGACAAUUUCCUCAAGGCAUCCAUAGACAAGAGCCUGCAGGUAGUCCAGAAGGAAGCUCAGAUCCGGCUACUGGAAGGACGCCUGAGACAAACCGAUGUGACUGGCUCCUCUCAGAACCAUCACAUCCUGGAUGCCCUACGGGAGAAGGCAGAAUCACACCCUGAGCUCCAGGCGCUCAUCCACAAUGUGCAGCAAGAGAAUGGUUAUGCCAGCACAGAUGAGGAAGUCUCCGAAUUCAGCUUGGCCUCAGAAGGGAGCUUUUCCCAGUCUUUCUCCAUGAAGGGCUCUGCUAGUCAGGAUGACUUCAAGUGCAGGGGGGAGCCCAAGCUGUCUGGCCAGAUGAAGGCUGUGUCUGCAGAGUGUCUGGGGCCCACCUUGGACCUCUCCACUAAGAACAUCACCAAGUCGUUGGCAUCCCUCAUGGAGAUCAAAGAGGAUGGCAUUGGCUUCUCCAUCCGUGACCCUUACUACAAGGAGAAGGUCUCCCGCACCAUCAGCCUGCCCAUCCGAGGGAGCACAUUCCCUAGACAGUCACGCGGUGCAGACACCUCACCUCUCACAAGGAGGAAGUCAUAUGACCGGGGUCAACCGAUCAGGAACCCAGAUGUUGGAUUCACUCCUCCCUCGUCCCCUCCCAGCAGGCCACGCAAUGACCGCAACGUCUUCUCUCGCCUCACCAGCAACCAGAGCCAGGGCUCAGCACUAGACAAGUCUGAUGACAGUGAUUCCUCUGUCUCGGAGGUGCUGAGGGGCAUCAUUAACCCUGUGGGAGGUUCCAGGAGUGCCCGGACGGCCCCCCUGCAGUGCAUCUCUGUGGCAGAAGGACACACCAAGCCAGUACUGUGCCUGGAUGCUACUGAUGAAUUGUUGUUCUCUGGAUCCAAAGAUCGGAGUUGCAAGAUGUGGAAUUUGGUGACCGGCCAGGAAAUUGCUUCUUUGAAAGGCCAUCCAAACAACGUGGUCUCCAUAAAGUACAGCAGCCACUCUGGCCUGGUAUUCACGGUCUCUACCUCUUACAUCAAAGUUUGGGACAUCCGGGAUUCUGCCAAGUGCAUCCGCACUCUCACGUCAUCAGGCCAAGUGAUUUCCGGGGAUGCCUGUGCUGGGACCACUACCCGUACCAUCACCAGUGUGCAAGGCGAGCACCAGAUCAACCAGAUUGCGCUUAACCCCACAGGCACCACGCUUUAUGCAGCCUCCGGCAAUUCCGUCCGCAUCUGGGAGCUGAACAGACUGCAGCCCAUUGGGAAGCUGACAGGCCAUAUUGGGCCUGUGAUGUGUCUCACAGUGAACAGGACUGCAAGCAACCAUGACCUGGUCGUCACAGGAUCGAAAGACCACUAUGUCAAGAUGUUCGAGAUUGCAGAAGGUGUUGGUGGAAACGUUGGCCCCACUCACAACUUUGAACCUCCGCAUUACGAUGGCAUCGAGUGCCUAGCGAUUCAGGGAGAUGUUCUCUUCAGUGGCUCCAGGGACAACGGGGUCAAGAAAUGGGACCUGGAGCAGCAGGAGCUCAUCCAGCAAAUCCCCAACGCACACAAAGACUGGGUGUGUGCUUUGGCCUUCGUGCCCAGCCGGCCUAUGCUGCUGAGCGCCUGCCGUGGCGGGUCAGUGAAGGUCUGGAACGUCGACAAUUUCACGCCCGUCGGGGAGAUCAAAGGGCACGACAGUCCCAUCAACGCCAUCUGCACCAAUUCCAAGCACAUAUUCACAGCUUCCAGUGACUGCCGGGUAAAGUUAUGGAAUUACGUGCCUGGGCUCACCCCCUGCCUUCCGCGACGCGUCCUUGCCAUCAAGGGCCGUGCUACCAGUCUGCCUUGACCCUCCUCCUCCUCCCCCUCCUGUCUUCUCUACUCUCCUGCUUACUUUUUCUUGCUGUGUUCUCCCUCCCUGUCCCCCUUUCUCUUCCCUCCCCC
This is a messenger RNA of Elgaria multicarinata webbii, 5167 nucleotides long. RefSeq names its product kinesin family member 21B (gene KIF21B). The coding region runs from base 147 to 5072 and encodes 1641 amino acids. Gene Ontology annotation, molecular function: microtubule binding; microtubule motor activity; ATP binding. The record is from RefSeq and is a predicted model, not a curated record. The transcript is spliced from 35 exons. Gene Ontology annotation, biological process: spindle elongation; mitotic spindle organization; microtubule-based movement. NCBI's taxonomy places the organism in Eukaryota, Metazoa, Chordata, Lepidosauria, Squamata, Anguidae. Gene Ontology annotation, cellular component: microtubule associated complex.